AUAAAAAUUUGUAAAAUUUAUUCAUUUUGGAUUUUGAUUUUUUCUAUAUUAUUAAUUUUAAUUAGUAUAAAUUUAUUAAUUAAGGAUAAAGUUUAUUUGUUAGAGUAUGAAUUAUUAAAUUUUAAUUCUGUUUCUUUAAUUUUUUCUUUAUUAAUUGACUGAAUAUCUUGUAUAUUUAUAGGAUAUGUAUUAUUUAUUUCUAGAAUGGUAAUUUUAUAUAGAGAAGAUUAUAUAAAAGGAGAUUUAAAUAUUUCUCGAUUUAUUAUAUUAAUUCUGUUAUUUAUUAUUUCAAUAUUAUUAUUAAUUAUUAGUCCAAAUUUAGUAUCAAUUUUAUUAGGAUGAGAUGGCUUGGGCUUAGUGUCUUAUUUAUUAGUAAUUUAUUAUCAAAAUGUUAAAUCUUAUAACGCAGGUAUGUUAACAGCUUUAUCUAAUCGUAUUGGAGAUGCAGCUUUAUUAUUAUCAAUUUCUUGAAUAAUAAAUUAUGGUAGUUGAUCUUAUAUUUAUUAUUUAAAUUUUAUAAAAAGAGAUUUUUCUAUACAAGUAUUAGUAUUAUUUAUUGUUUUAGCUGCAUUUACUAAAAGAGCUCAAAUUCCUUUUUCUUCGUGAUUGCCAGCAGCUAUAGCUGCUCCAACUCCUAUUUCUUCAUUAGUUCAUUCAUCUACUUUAGUAACCGCAGGAGUUUAUUUAUUAAUUCGAUUUCAAGAAGCUUUUAGCAGAAGAUUAAUAUUUUUAAUAAUAUUUUUAAGAAUAAUAACUAUAUUAAUAUCUGGUAUUGCAGCUAAUUUUGAGAAUGAUUUAAAAAAAAUUAUUGCUUUAUCGACAUUAAGGCAGUUAGGAUUUAUAAUAAGAAUUUUAUUUUUAGGUAGAGUAGAUUUAGCUUUUUUUCAUUUAUUAAUUCAUGCUUUAUUUAAAGCUCUAAUGUUUAUAUGUGCAGGAAUUAUUAUUCAUAAUUUUAGAGGAUGUCAGGAUAUUCGUUAUAUAGGAAGAUUAAUUAAUCAAAUACCAGUUAUUUCUAGAAUUUUUUUUUUUAGAAAUAUGGCCUUAUGUGGAAUACCAUUUUUAUCAGGAUUUUAUUCUAAGGACUUAAUUUUAGAAAGAAUAAGAAUAGGAUAUAUAAAUAUAUUUAUAUUUUUUAUUUUUUAUUUAUCUAUUGGUUUGACAGUAAUAUAUACUUUUCGAUUAAUUAAUUAUUUAGUUUUAGGUGAUUAUAAUUAUUAUAGUUUAUGUUCUAUUCAAGAAAGAAAUAAUUUGAUAAUAAAGAGAUUAUUUGGAUUAUUAAUUUUCAUUGUUAUUAGAGGGAGAAUGUUUUCUUGAAUUAUUUUUAUUUAUCCUAUAUAUUUUUUUUUACCUUUAAUAAUGAAAUUAUUAUCUUUUUUAAUAAUUUUAUUAGGAAUUUAUUUAGGUUUAAAGUUAUCAAAAAUAAGAAUUAACAUAAAAAUUAAAUCUUUAAGGUUUCUUAAUUUAGUGAAGUUUCAGUCUUUUAUAUGAAAUAUACCAAUUUUAUCAACUUAUGGGCUGAAUCAUUUAGUAUUAAAUUUAGGUCAAAAAUUAAAUUAUUUAGAUCAAGGAUGAAUGGAGUAUUAUGGAAGAAAAAAAUUAUUUUUUUUAUUAGUUAAUUCUUCUAAGGGGUUACAAAAGAUUUUUAUAGAUAAAUUUAAAAUUUUAUUAUUUUUAUUUUUAAUUAUUAUUUUUACUUUUAUUUUAAUUAUUUAA
This is a messenger RNA of Cylas formicarius (sweet potato weevil), 1713 nucleotides long. Lineage: Eukaryota; Metazoa; Arthropoda; Insecta; Coleoptera; Brentidae. The record is from the annotation of a RefSeq genome assembly.